CGAGGGCGCGGGGGCGCGCUCUGAGGCCGGGGGAUGCGCCGCCGCCGCCGCGACCAUGGGCGCCGCCGCCUCCCGGAGGAGGGCGCUGAGGAGCGAGGCCAUGUCCUCGGUGGCGGCCAAAGUGCGAGCAGCCCGAGCAUUUGGCGAGUACCUGUCCCAGAGUCACCCUGAGAAUCGGAACGGUGCAGACCACCUGCUGGCUGAUGCCUACUCUGGCCACGACGGAUCCCCCGAGAUGCAGCCAGCCCCCCAGAAUAAGCGUCGCCUCUCCCUCGUCUCCAAUGGCCGCUACGAGGGCAGCCUCUCAGAGGAGGCUGUCAGUGGGAAGCCAGCCGGUGAGGGCCCCCAGCCCCGUGUGUACACCAUCUCCGGGGAGCCGGCCCUGCUGCCCAGCCCGGAGGCCGAGGCCAUCGAGCUGGCUGUGGUGAAGGGGCGGCGGCAGCGGGAACGGCACCCCCACCACCACAGCCAGCCCCUGCGCGCCAGCCCGGGGGGCAGCCGUGAGGACGUCAGCAGGCCCUGCCAGAGCUGGGCAGGCAGCCGCCAGGGCUCCAAGGAGUGUCCCGGAUGCGCCCAGCUGGCCCCUGGUCCCAGCCCUUCCCCUCGGGCUUUUGGGCUGGACCAGCCACCUCUGCCUGAGGCCACCAGCCGCCGCAAGAAGCUGGAGAGGAUGUACAGUGUGGAUCGUGUGUCUGAUGACACCCCCAUCCGUACCUGGUUCCCCAAGGAAAACCUUUUCAGCUUCCAGACAGCAACCACAACUAUGCAAGCCAUCUCUGCUGACUCGUGGUGGUUUCCCAGGGUGUUCAGGGGCUACGCGGAGAGGAAGCGCCGGAAACGGGAGAAUGAUUCCGCGUCUGUAAUCCAGAGGAACUUCCGCAAACACCUGCGCAUGGUCGGCAGCCGGAGGGUGAAGGCCCAGACGUUCGCGGAGCGGCGCGAGCGGAGCUUCAGCCGGUCCUGGAGCGACCCCACCCCCAUGAAAGCCGACACUUCCCACGACUCCCGAGACAGUAGUGACCUGCAGAGCUCGCACUGCACCCUGGGUGAGGCCUUCGAGGAUCUGGACUGGGAGACGGAGAAGGGCCUGGAGGCAGUGGCCUGUGACACCGUGGGCUUUGUGCCCCCCAAGGUCAUGCUCAUCUCCUCCAAGGUGCCCAAAGCUGAGUACAUCCCGACCAUCAUCCGCAGGGACGACCCUUCCAUCAUCCCCAUCCUCUACGACCACGAGCACGCAACUUUUGAGGACAUUCUGGAGGAAAUAGAGAAAAAGCUGAAUAUCUACCACAAGGGGGCCAAGAUCUGGAAGAUGCUGAUUUUCUGCCAGGGCGGCCCAGGACACCUCUACCUGCUCAAGAACAAGGUGGCCACCUUUGCCAAAGUGGAGAAGGAAGAGGACAUGAUCCAGUCCGGGGCCCCGGCCUGCCCCUCCUCACACGUGCGGGCCUGGGCUCUUCCCCACCAGCUUCUGGAAGCGCUUGAGUCGUCUGAUGAGCAAAGUGAACCCAGAGCCGAACGUCAUCCACGUCAUGGGCUGCUACAUCCUGGGGAACCCCAAUGGGGAGAAGCUGUUCCAGAACCUCAGGACCCUCAUGACCCCUUACAGGGUCACCUUUGAGUCCCCGCUGGAGCUGUCGGCCCAAGGGAAGCAGAUGAUUGAGACCUACUUUGACUUCCGGCUGUACCGCCUGUGGAAAAGCCGCCAGCACUCGAAGCUGCUGGACUUUGAGGAUGUUCUCUGAGGGCCAGGGCCACCACCCGGCUGCUUCCUUGGACCAGUGGCUGGGGCUGGGCCACUUGUGUGCGGCCCAGGACCGCGUGGGUCCCAGUCUUCUUAGCCGCUUCAGGGCACCCUCAGAUGUCGCUCAGGUUCUCUCCUGGGGGUCUGGUCCUCACCGCACCACAGGCCACUGAGGUCAUAGCCCCUGCGGCCCGGGACGAGCCUCGCCCCGUGUGGCCAGGGGUUGCUCGGCAGCCAGGCGCUGAUGGGGCCUAGGCCCCGCCCAGAGGCUGCAGCACUGGGGUAGCUCCUCUCUGCGGGUUCAUAGAAAUAAGUGCAAUUUUCACACCCCGGAAACAAUUCGAAGGGAAGCAGCAUUACUAGUUGAAUAGUUAAGUGCUAUGUUACCCGUUAACGGUGUAGACACCCCAGCCCAGUGUGUGUUCAGGACCUUCUCUGCCCCCAGCCCCCCAGCCCUGCCGUAUUUGAUCACCAGCACCAGGGCGGCCCGUCUGUGAGGCAGUGUUGCCCGGCUGUCCGGCCUGGCUCCAGCCCCGGCCGAGUCCCUGAUGGUCUGCGCUUGUACCCUCUUGCCACCCCUGCUUACUCUGACCUCAGCCGCACCGGCCCAGCAGGGGUGCCCAGGGCAGCAGUGGAGGGGGCACGCCUUCCCUUCUCAGAGGAGGCUCUGGGUUGAGCUGGGCCCUGCCUGCUCCCCGUCCUCCAACGCCCACCGGGCCCCCUGACGCCGUGGUGCAGUUCAGCUUUUGCCACUUGGUCUGGAGCCCACUCCCAGUGCAAAGGGUUCAGCAGGGGCAGGCCGGGGCUGGGCCCCGGGGGUGGGAGCCCUGCCGCACACGGCAGUGGGUGCCUGGACCCCGCAGCAGUGCUGAGCAACGGUGGACUCUGGGCGUGUGGCUUUGUUGGGGCCCAGUGGGGCCGGCUCUUGUAUAUAGCUGGGGCUCGGGGGCAGGCCCCCCUUUGCAGAGCCUGGGUGUGAGGACACCUGGCUAUGCCCUCAGCUAAGGGAGGGGCAGGGGCAUGUGCUGGGCUCUGAAUGAUGUACGAUAUCCCUUAGAGUGACCAUUAAACCUGACCCUCCGCUGC
Molecule: messenger RNA, 2827 nt
Organism: Ailuropoda melanoleuca (giant panda)
Lineage: Eukaryota; Metazoa; Chordata; Mammalia; Carnivora; Ursidae
Gene: NSMF
Product: NMDA receptor synaptonuclear signaling and neuronal migration factor
Exons: 16
Coding region: 56-1618 (520 amino acids)
Biological process (GO): regulation of neuron migration; regulation of neuronal synaptic plasticity
Source: RefSeq, a predicted model, not a curated record